CGCGGCGCGUGGCGCGCUCGCAAUGUCGCACACGUUUGCGGCGCACUCCGCAGGCAGACACUUCGAGAUGGGCGACGUGCGUGGCGACCAGAGCGACUCGCCCGUCAUCCUGCACGUUCCGUACGUCGAGCGGCCGCGGCACUCGCCCGUGCAGUCCAUCUCUGGCGGCUACUCGCGGAGAAAUUCGCCCCCGCUCGAGCCUCUCGUGAGCGUGCGCUACUCGCCGUACCCGAGCCCGCUAUCGGCGACGACGUCGCGCCACAUACAUUCUCUGCACGGUUUGAGCUCGGCGGAAAUCUCGCCAACACUGUCGCGGCCCCCGACAGGGCGCGCGGCGCUGCCCAUCGGGGAGACCAUCAAGUUGCCUCCGAUCCGACCCCCCGCGGGUCGUACGGGCGUCGACGACGGUUCGUUCCACCUGCCUCCGAUCUCGUCCAUGGACAACCUCCGUGAAGCGCAGUGUGGAGAGCCUAUGGCUGUUCUUCGGCGGCUACAGUGCGCGGACGAGCCGCUCGAGUCUAGCGCUCCCUCAAGUUGGAGUCGCCCAAAGGCUGAGAUGCUGGCGCAACGGCGCCAUAGCUUGGCAGAUCCCAUGCAUAGACGCUCCGAACCAUCCUUGUCUCCCAAUGUCGGCGUUGGCGCCCGCCCUUCAAGUUCAGUCCCGCGGUCCCCGCUCAGCGCAGUUGCAGCGUUGCCAUCGCAGACGUACCUUCCACCCCUCAGGCACGGGCAGGCAGACCAGCAGCCCCGGUCCGCAGUGGAUCAUUCUGAGACCACGCUCGCAAGCGGUGCCCGAGGCCAGGUUGCACGCGAUGAUCGCCUUACGCAGUCGAUGCCCCCGUCGCCGUACCUCGACGCGGCGCGCCGGGACUACCGCAU
Trametes versicolor FP-101664 SS1 is the source of this 879-nucleotide messenger RNA. RefSeq lists its product as uncharacterized. The annotation marks the transcript as partial. Lineage: Eukaryota; Fungi; Basidiomycota; Agaricomycetes; Polyporales; Polyporaceae. The record is from RefSeq and is a predicted model, not a curated record. The transcript is spliced from 2 exons.